Molecule: messenger RNA, 5745 nt
Organism: Colletotrichum scovillei
Lineage: Eukaryota; Fungi; Ascomycota; Sordariomycetes; Glomerellales; Glomerellaceae
Product: bacterial transferase hexapeptide
Exons: 3
Coding region: 3215-5224 (669 amino acids)
Biological process (GO): regulation of DNA-templated transcription
Molecular function (GO): acetyltransferase activity; DNA-binding transcription factor activity, RNA polymerase II-specific; zinc ion binding
Source: RefSeq, a predicted model, not a curated record
UUUCGCGGGAGAAGGGAACCAGGAUCAAGAAGAAAGUGAGUGAGGCCACACUCUGCGUACUUUUUUGGAGAGAUUUUGUACUCUCUUUCUCUUGAUCCGUACAGGAUACAAGUAACGGGGCACCCGCCGAGACCAUCGUCUCGUCCCUGUUACCCCGAGAGGUAUUUCUCGUUCCCUUGCAAUUUCGGUCGCAGCCCAGCGUGGACGUUGAGUACGGACGACGAACACACAGAGAUCCUUCUUCUUAAUUAUUUGGCCAUUGGAGUUGAGCUUUGGCGAGCGAGCGCGUAACAACGGGAGGGAAGAAAGAACAAAAGAAAAAAGAAAAAGGCUGGCUGGUUCCCGCACUAUCAAGGGUAGCCCUUGGCUCGCCUACACCUCAGACUUUCGACAGUGCCGGCUUGUCAACGACUGGUUCAUACCUUACCUUGCCUUGCUUUCCUUGCCCACCACGACGGCGACGGGGACGAACUAAGGCUGCGGCUACAGAUGCCAGACGCUUCUGCGGAUACAUUCUACAGUUCAUCGGAGCAGGUGUACUACGAACGGAGUACGGAUACGACAGAGCGCGUGCAAGAAAGAGAGAGAGUGUGUGAAAGGAGUACGGAGUAAGUAAAGGUACCUCGAAACAAUUAGAUACCAAGACACGACCACGACCACCCCGACCACCACUUUCACACUCGAGGUUCGCUACCUCGACCACUUGCACUUCCACAUGAUAUGAACAUAUUCCCUACCCUCUGCCCCCCUUCGUCACACUUACACUUUCUUGUCAUCUCACCCUUUCGCCCAUCCCACCCGUCAACAUCCGACACCGCCAAAACUAUUUCCUCUUCACAGUCACGCAGCCUAACUCAUCAGGCAGGGCAGAUUCGUUGCGCUUUGCAUAUCCACUCUCUACAUCCCAGAGGCAAACGGUGCGCGGCAGGCAAGGUUCGAGCAUUGAUACAGACGGAUAUCCCUACUCGCCCAGCAUUCUCGACUCGGACUGGCAUUUAUACCGGAUUUAGCGGAACACAUUGCAAUCCGAGUCGCGUUACAGCCAGAAGUCUCCUCACCACAUCUCAGUGGCUCGCGUCGUGGGAAAUUGUCUCCUCACUCUUCAGUGUUCCACCCCCCGAACAGGCGCAGCAUAAUCGCGCGUCAAAAAACGCUCAAGCGCCGCCAUACAAAGCAGCCAUCAUCCCUCGACUCGGACAAACCCUUGAGACGGGGAGAAAGGAAAGAGACGGGCCUUGAACAAUUGGACACAAGGGCAGCGGCAAGAAGCUGGACUAAUACUCUAUUCUCACCCUUUUUAUUUUUCCAUCUUUCUCUUUCUCAACUUUGGGGAGAGAGAAGACGAGAGAGAGACAGAGAGAGGCGCACGGUACCUUUAAGGAGAACAACGCCGGCGCAGUUUCCCCUUUGGUUCCUUUGAUACUCUCUACUUCCUCGCAGGCGACACACCGAAUCGCAGGCGCGAACAUUCAUCUGCCUGCUUCCGUCUCAUACGCGCACUCACAACACACACACAUCUCACCACUGCCAUCACUACCACCGGUACGGCAAAUUGCGAGCAAAUUGCGGAGCUCAUUGUCUACAUUAGAUCCCAAUUUCGACCUUGGGCGUCUCCAUCGUCAUCGUCAUUGUCAUCCCUGGCCGGACGCAACCGCAAUACGAACCCCGUCGGCCAAGCCAAGACCACGCAUGUGCUGAACUGCUCCAAAGGCCGAUUUCAUCUGGACCACCUACUUCUUCUCCAACGCAGACAGAACAUCGCAUCUACGGAUACUCCUAGCUCGUUUCCUCGUGUCGGAUCCAAGGCUGUAGCAGUCCUGGGUUACCGCUAGCAAACAUAGCCAGCAGCAGUACUACACAGUACACGCAACUCUCAAGUCGGGUUGUUGUCAAGGCAGCCAAAAACUCCAGACAAGAUCCCAAUAGGGAUAUUUCAUGUGAGUGAAUCUCUAACGUGUCUGCUGCCCAAUGUUCGCUCCCACUCUUUUGCAUCUGCGUUUCUUGUCCCCUUCAUCUGCCGCCCAAAGACCAAACAAGGCAAGGGCAGAAACUCUCUUGACGGCGUCGAGCAUCCGUACAGGCCGGGACGCUGGGUCGGGCUGUUCCCAUCCAAUUUCUCUCACACAUAUCCAUACACCAAGGGCUGCACAGCCUCAGGUCUCAGCGGCAUCUUUCUCACCAAUUUCUGCCCUUGUUCCACCCCCGGAGCGGACAAGACACCGCUCUCGCUCUCUCGUCCUUGUCGCACGUUCCCAAGACAAGGUACCUUGCCUUUUUUUUUUCUUACUGACGCACGCGCGCACAGCCCAGCAAUCAAUUAUUUGUCCCACGCCCCUCCCCCCGCCGACGCCCACUAAAAAAGAAGGGAAGAAAAAAGUCCAAAGCUCAAGCUCCCGCGACCUCCGCGCGCCGCGUACCGAAGCACCACCGGCGGCAGAAAGCAGCAACAGCUCCAGCUGCUACCUUAGCUCCAGUUCCAGUCCCAGCACUACCUUAGCAGCUGCAGCUGCACCUGUACUUUGUACCAGCACUCUGUCCCGCCAGCAAAGAGUGUCAUCAUUGCGCUUGAUACCACCUCACUCUCUUUUUUUCCCUCUUGUGCAGAUCUUUGAAAGGGACCAGGGGGUAACGCGAGGUAAGGAAAGAGGAAAAAAAAGAGAAGAAAACUUUACCCACCCCCACGACAAAGCAACGACUUGGAUCUCAACCACGCCAGACAAGAGGUCCCCAUUUCUUACUCAUCCACGUUGACCUCUCACGGAACACCAUCUUCCAAGAGACUCUCCAAGUCCGGAAGAUAUCGAGGCCCCCUCCCUGUCUCAAAAAGCCGCUCGCUCGCUCGCUCGCCUCGGACCUUCAGCCCAACGCUAUCCUAGCUGUUGCUGAGUCCUUCUACGGCUCCGUAGCUAUUCAAGAGCAACAUUCCGCUUAGCUUGGCUCGGCCCGAAUCGCUGAUUCUGGCUCUCAUUGACGCGCGCGAGCUCCUGCGCACCCUUUUCGUCAACAUCAUCUCUACCGAAGCUCCCCGCCGACUGACUCUUCACUCACCACGCGACAAUUAUCCGUCAAUCCAUCUUGCCGCCGGUCGCUUGCUGCAUCUGCGCAGCUACUCUACCACGGCACAACUAUCGCUUGCUCGGCCUAACGCGCCUGCAUAGCGACGUAACGACUCUCACCACUCACCGUCCGAGUCGGUGAGGUGCCGUUCUAAAUCAUGUCAACAUUUACUGCCCUCAAUGGGGGCUCACCAAAAAUGUCAGAACCGCCCAACCCGCCCGCCGACGCCAGUAGAGCCCCGUCAGACGAGCGCACCAAUGGACAAACCGCCCUUCCUGAGCCCAAAUCGACAGCCGCCGUAGAGCCCUCCCCAAGCCAGAGGGAGCCUUGGGCCGGCCCCAGCCAGGAAAGGUCCCCGUAUCAAACGGCAAAUUACCCCGACGUUGAUGGCUCUCAUAAGAGAAAGCGAUCAAACUCAGUAGAGCUGAGGCGAGAAGCUCCCGGGCGUCAGGAAAAGUCCCCGGAGACCGCUUCUCAACCCCACCCACCAGAAUCACGUGAACCCUAUGGAACGCCCUCGCGCGAUCAUCGCCCGUACGCUGAACGCGAAGAUUCAAGGGAACAGGGUGAGUCAUGGUAUUCACGCGAGGGAAGAGAAAGAGAGAGGGAGAGGGAGGAGAGGGGUUACUACGAUCAACCUUCUGCAACGUCUACCCAAGGUCAAUCCGAAGAGCAAAUUGGGGAGGCUCUGAGACGCGCCAACCAGAUGGAUGCGAAUGAUUACGACAACACCAGCCCUGACGGUGAUGAUCGAUCUAUGGCCUAUGGAUCUUACACACCUGGCGGAUCCCGUGACAUGCUCCAAUCCGACAAGGCGAAGAGAAAGCGAAACUUCAGUAACCGAACCAAGACGGGGUGUCUUACAUGCCGAAGGAGGAAGAAGAAGUGCGACGAGCAGAAGCCAGAAUGUAGCAACUGUCUUCGUGGAGGCUUUGUCUGUGCAGGAUAUCCUCCGCAGCGAAAUACAGCUUGGCAGAAGCCGGACAGCAAGGCCGCCGCCAUCCCCUUGGAGUCCAAAGACCCCAGCUACGUCCCACCUGGCGCAUAUGGUAUGCCACAGCAAGCUCCUUACGGCAGCCAGCCAGCUGUCGGACCAAGACGAGAGGCAUUACCUCCCUACCGUGGCCAACCCUUGCGGAUAGAUCCUCCUCAGGGCCGACCCCUACUGACUGACGACGACCGGCCGACAGCCUCGACGAUUCCCAGUGCAUCGGUUGCAAGCCCCGAGACCAAGCUAUCCGCCAUUCCCUACACUCCAGCGAACGCCUUCCCGACGCCAAUCAGUGCCCAAGGGCCUCCCCAUGCCCCCUUCUCGGAGAGAAAGGACUACCAGCGUGUGCCCCCGUUGCACGACAUUAGCAGGACUGUGCCGGAGCCGGAGACACCUCAUCCUGGCAAUGCGCUGCCGCAAAUCAACAUUCUGCACCCCACGAGGUCGAAUAGCCCCAUCCCGCAGCCUCCAGCAACUAGCAAUGCACAAGUCGCCGCGCAGCUAGCCUUAUCGCACACUCAGUUUUCUUCCAGCCGGUCUAGGACGACGAACAAGGAGGAUAUGCUUGCCGGCAAGCUCUACUACCCAUUCGAUAAGGAGCUUGUCCUUGAGCGCGAACGGUGCAGCGCUGCAUGUUGGCGAUUCAAUAACUCGACGAACCCCAACAACGGUGUCUCGCCAACCGAGCGAGGCCGCCUGUUCCGUGAGAUUUUGCAGCCUCGCGACCCUAUCCAAAUUUCGCCUACAGUUGCAUCGCCAGUGACCAACAUUGGAAGAGUGGGCGAGGACGUUGUUGUGGAAGCGCCAUUCACUUGCGACUACGGGUACAAUAUCUCUCUUGGCAAGAAUGUCGUUGUUGGCCGAAGUUGCACCAUCAUCGACACCUGCGAGGUCAAGAUUGGCGACAAUUGCCACAUUGGACCGAACGUGAGCAUUUACGCGGCAACGCUGCCCACCGACCCUAAGAAGCGCUUAGGUAGCAGGGGCCCUCAACUUGGCAAGCCUGUCACUAUCGAAGAGGACUGCUUCAUUGGUGGAGGCGUCAUUAUCCUGCCAGGCGUCAGGAUUGGGCGCGGGAGCACCGUUGGGGCCGGUGCGGUUGUCACCAAGGACGUCCCUCCCUUCACCAUCGCUGUCGGCAACAACGCUAGAAUUAUCCGCGGCAUUUCCUCCUAACACAGCACUUGGUCUCUGUCUGCUUCCCUAUCUCUUCCUCGCUGCUAUGAUACCCAGCUGCGUCUCAUUGUACAAAAGCGUGUGUGUAUGUGUUGUGAUUUUUUUUUUUUAUCUUAUUCCAUUUAUUCCAUAUCAUUUCUUAUUAUUGUUUCUACGAUUUGGAGCCAAGCGCAAGGAGCAAGAGAGGGAACCAUCAAAAAAGAGCCUGGCGUUUUCUAAUACAUUGGUUUCCUUGACACGAAGCUGGCUGGAUGGGGAAACAGGCCCCAUGGGCCUAGCUGAGCUAGUUGGAGAGAAAAGCACGGGGAGGCACCGGUUGCGUGGGGGUUUAGCUCUGGUAGCUCUAGACGGAGGCCGGAUGGACGAGCUUACUUACAUUGACAGCAAAAGGCUGUCAGUGCACAAGAGGAGGCAAACAGUGUCGAUGCGUUGUGUGUUGUGUGUAUGUAACUUGAUGCGGCGUAGGCAACGAGAUGUCGGGCAUGUCGUCCGGCAUAAGAUCGGUAGCUUUAUUGCAAGAG